Myripristis murdjan (pinecone soldierfish) is the source of this 3081-nucleotide messenger RNA. It is a transcript of the gene cdc25b, whose product is annotated as cell division cycle 25B. The transcript has 15 exons. Gene Ontology annotation, molecular function: protein tyrosine phosphatase activity. Gene Ontology annotation, cellular component: cytoplasm; nucleus. Lineage: Eukaryota; Metazoa; Chordata; Actinopteri; Holocentriformes; Holocentridae. The record is from RefSeq and is a predicted model, not a curated record. Bases 336 to 2075 code for a protein of 579 amino acids. Gene Ontology annotation, biological process: positive regulation of G2/MI transition of meiotic cell cycle; protein dephosphorylation; positive regulation of G2/M transition of mitotic cell cycle.
CUGUCAGAGGAGGAGAACGCUGUGCCGCAGCUCUCUGACACAAACAACAACUAUGCGGCUGUAGCCGAGUGAGCAAGACUGACUUCAGGUUUUCGUGCACACGGAAUCACCGACUAACUUCCCGCCGGUGUUUCGCAUCGUAUUUAUUCUGGAAAUGUAUCCCUAAAGCUUUUUGUCGCCGGCUAACUGGAUAGCUUCCGGGUUAGCUUCCCAGUUUGGACCAGAAAGUUUGCAGCCUCCGGACCUAACACUCAACUAAAACCCGCCACUGUGCAGUUCCAUCUGCAGUGUUUGUUUUAUAAAUUGGGAGAUUUUUUUUUUUAAAAAACAAAAAAAUGGAAUCCGAUAAGGUUUUUGGCUUCACCAGCCCCAUGAGCGGCCACCUGAAGAGCAGGCCCGACGGGAUCCCCGGGCUCGCCUCGCUGUCGCUGCCCGAGCUGGGUGCCAAGACCUCGCAUUGCAUCAGGACUCUUUACUCCCCCGGACCCGCGACUGUGCUCUCCCCUGUCACCAAUUUGGCUCUUAACAUGAACAACCUCGCCGGACUCGGAGGCCAAUGUGAUACCCCCAAAAGGAAAAAGAAUGUGCCCCUUGUGAAGAUCCCCUCCUUUGCUUCUGACGCCUCAUCUGAUGCUGGCCUCGGCAUGGACCCCCCCAGCCCCAUGGAUGCCGACGAUAUAGAAGACACAUUUGAAAAGGCCAUUCAGCAGUCCAGCAGAGUGGUCAACAGUAAGAUGCCAAUUCGAAGGAUCAACUCAUUACCACCCCAGCUCCUGGGUUUCAGCCCGGCACUGAAGAGACAGGAAACAGACUCUGAGCGCUACGGUAUAUUUGGCCGACGACCUUCCCAAAUGACUGCCUCCACCUCCGAAUGUGACAACAAAGAGAACAUGCCAGAGGAGGUCUUUGAAUUCAAGAAACCAACCGUGCCAGUGUCGCGGUGCCGCAUGCGCUCCUUCACCAGCGGCGAGUCAAAGGACACCUUCGCCCGCCGACCCAACUCGGCACCAGCCCUCAUGCUUUCCCCUCCUCCUGCCCAGCGGCUUGAAUUUUGUGACAACAGCCCCAUGUUCCUCAGACGUUCCUCACUCACCUGCUCCCUGACUGACGACGAUGAUGACGGCUUCCUGGACGUACUGGACGACAACCUUGAGAACAACUCUGGGAUGCCCGUAGGAAUGGACAGCUUGCUCAAUGCCCCACUGGUGUCCAGCAGUAAAGAAGACGACUCUCCUGUGAUCCGCUGUCGGCCGCGCGGCCUGUUUCGCUCCCCCUCCAUGCCCAGUCCAGUGUCCCGCCACCCGGUGAAGCGCCCCGACUGCCCCAGAGACGAAAACACUCCUGUCAGGGUGAAGAGGCGGCGCAGCCUGGCAGGAACACAAGUCAGCACCCUGGAGCAAGACGCCGAAUCCCCGCGGAUGGCCUGCUCCCUGGUCCAGAGGUCCAAGUCCUUCUGUCAGACAGACAUCGAGAAGCUGCUGGACUGUGAGGAAGGUGCCAAGGACCUGAUAGGAGAUUUCACAAAGCCUUUCGUACUACCCACCGUGGAGGGUAAACACCAGGACCUCAAAUACAUUACCUCAGAGAUUAUGGUGGCCGCUCUCAACGGCCAGUUCAAUCACAUGGUCGAACGCAUCAUCGUAAUCGACUGUCGCUACCCCUACGAGUUUGAGGGAGGACACAUCAAGGGAGCUCUGAACCUGCAUGAGGAGGGGCAGGCGGAGGACUUUCUCCUCAAAACCCCCAUCACCCCGUCCUCCCCGGACAAACGCAUCCUCAUCAUCUUCCACUGCGAGUUCUCCUCGGAGCGCGGCCCUCGCAUGUGCCGCUUCGUCAGGGAGCGAGACCGCGCCAUGAACGACUAUCCCAAACUCCACUACCCCGAACUCUACAUCCUCAAGGGAGGGUACAAGGAAUUCUUCCCUCAUUUCCAGGCUCAGUGUGACCCCCAGUCCUACCGGCCCAUGCACCACGAGGACUUCAAGGAGGACCUGAGGAAGUGUCGCCUCAAGAGUCGCACCUGGGCCGGCGAGCGCAGCAAGAGAGACCUGUACAGCCGCCUGAAGAACCUAUGAGCGCCGCCGCCUCCCACUGAACAUUUCGGCCUCCCCCCCGCCCCCGACACACACAGCGUCGAGUCCACCUGCCUCACGGAGCCUGAGGGAUUAUCUGUGGGAUUGUGCCAAGAGUUGGAGGUUUCACCAAGUCCCCAAGUUUCAUGCAACUAUAGCAAAGUUCAAUAUUUAUGCAAAUACGAGGGAAUGGCACGUUGGUGGUGGUGAAACACUUGACUUCAGAAAAUGUGACAGUUUUUGAAACCACUUGGGCAUACUUGCUGUUAUACAUUUAAUGUUUCAUGUUGUUGAUACAGCACAGGUCACUGCCAGAUCGCAAUAUUACAGUCUAACCACAAAACCACACUGCCAAGUUUGUCUUUCAGUCUCCUCACUGGACGUUUUUUUUUUUCUUUUCUUUUGUAUUUGAGUCCCACCUUAUUUAAGCACUUAAGUUAAUACCGUGAAAUGGUGAGGUGCUUUUUUUUUUAUUUUAUUUUUUUAUUUUGAGUUUUAUAUGAAUUGUGUUAACCCCUUGUUAAAAGUUGGUUUGAUAUGAGUGUGAAUAGUUUGCCUGUCCCUGCCACUACAUUUCCCCAAGAUGCAAGUGAAAGUUUAAAAUUGGAUAUUUUUAAAGACCAUUUAUAAAAUGUAUAAGAGUGAUACAGCGCUUUUUUUUUUUUUCCUGCCUGGUCAGUUGCAAUUUGACUUUGUCUUUUUUUUUUUUUUUUUAAUUAUUAUUUUUAUACCAGAAGAUACCAAAGCAAACUACCUGUUAACUUUGCAGUGAGAUUUUUUUUUCCAAAUGCUGCAGGUCAGCAAGUGUGAGAAGGGUUUUUCAUUUUUAAGAAAAUGCCUUGUUUUGCUUUGAGUCCCUCUUUUGUUUUGUUAUUUUUUUACUUUUUUUUUUUUUUAAGAGGAAAAAUGUCCUUUUGCAGAGUAAUUUUCAGUUAAUGAGUGGGGUGUCUUGAAUUUUGGUGCAGGCUCAUGGGGGAGCUGCUGAAAUAAAGAGCUGAUGCAAGUGUAA